ACGAGGCUGUGAUCAGCCUCCUGUGCGGCAAUGCUGCUCGCUAUCUGGGUCUCGGCAAGCCUAUAUGCUUCGCGCCCCCAUCUCCAUGCUGGCAUUUCUGGGAAAUAACUUGACGUUGGUCCCGAAAUACAUUGCCCGGUCUCAGCGCCAUCUAAGGUGAUACACGAAGUUGAAGACACGCUGUCCUCCAGUGAUGAGACCUCUUCGUGCCUGGUCGCCGCGACCUUUGCCACAGUCCCCCAUCUAUCGUUCUCGCCGGGAUAUUCAUCCAUUCUGCCGUUCUUGUUCAGUUUUUCCAGUUGUUCCGGGGACCCCAUUCAGUGGCUGCCUGUCGUCUGUCGCGGGCACUGCCCCGUCGCCGCGCGCUCAGCCCCGUCUUGUUCUCCUAGGCCUUGUCGACCACCCCCUGGCGCCCAGCACGAUGCUAUCGAACAUUGAUUCGCCUCAACACCUGCCUCUCGCUCGUUUUCCGAGAGUCUGGCGCACGCCCGCACGCACAUGCCUUGAUAUAAGGGCCUGACAGCCUGCAGAGCGAGCACACGGCUCCUCCGUUCGAGCUCGGCACCCCCCACCCACCCUCCGUUGACGACGCCCGUGCACACUCUUUCAGGCCUGCCGCGAUGGACUACGACGCGUAUGAUGCACUGCUUCACCACAUCUUCAGGCAGACCCAGGGUGAUGCCUGGUUCAAGCCCUCGGAGGAGAACGUGCAUGCGGGCGUCUGCCUGCGCGUCGAGGCCGGCCACUUCCGCGUCUUCCCAUACGAGAACCGCUACCUCGAGCCCUUCGAGGCCGCGGUACGCGCCCUGAACCCCGUCGUCGCCAUCAAGAUGCGGUCGGCCGCAAUCCAUGCGGCCCUCGCGACGAUCAAGGAGGAUGCCGACGCGAUCUUCAUCGACGAGGACACCCGCAUCCAGGUGCUUGACACCAUGAGCUGGCUGCCCAGGGCGGACAAGGAGCAGUGCGCCGCGUUCAUCCGCGACGAACGCGUGCUCGUCGUCUGGACCUACAACCUCGACGACAUCAUUCCAAUUGCGCGCGAUUUCGAUGACAAGCUUAUCAAGCUCGUCUGGGCGCGCCGCACGGAGCUCACUUCGAUGUCCGUCGCGUCGGAGAGCAAGAGCGGCUCGGACCUACACCUGACCGAGAAGCUCAAUCUCGACGAGGUCGCCGCGCUCUCCAAGGAGAAGGAGGAACAGGCGAACAGCAAGCGCAAGAAGGACAAGCAGAGGAAGGAGCGCCGCUGCCGCUUCGGCCUCGGCUACUUUGUCUCCUCCAAGGAAGACGUCGAGAAGGCCGCCGAGGGGCCUUCCGAACGCCCCACGCGCCUCUUUGCUCCGGUUUACUGUGGUUUCGCCUGUGCCAUGUCGUUCUACUUUAUCGCCAGUGGUACCAGCGUGCUCAUCGUUGAGAGCGUCCUCGACGGGACUUUCACUCGGUUUGCUCUCCUCGUCACCGCUCCGCUUCUGUACUGCAUCUCCAUUUUUUUCUGCGCCCAGCUCAUCGGCAACAUCACCAUGGUCUUCGGUCCCGUCGCACAGUACCAUCUGAACUCGAAGUACUACUCUGCCGUAAAGCCCGCGCCGAACAAGCAAGUCGACUCGAGUCUGCCGCACAUGACGAUCGAGAUGCCGGUCUACAAGGAGAGUCUGAAGGAGACGAUCGCACCCUCGGUGUAUUCGCUCAAGAAGGCAAUGCAGACAUACUCGCGUCAGGGCGGCACUUCGUCAAUCUUGGUCCACGACGACGGUCUGCAGCUCAUUAGCGAGGAGGAGCGCGCGGAACGGAUCGCAUUCUACGCAGACAACAACGUCGGCUGGAUUGCGCGUCCACCGCACAGCAACGCACCCGACGGCUUCAAGCGUGCGGGUCGGUUCAAGAAGGCGUCGAACAUGAACUACGGCCUCCUCCUCUCGCUCAAGCUCGAGAAGCACAUGGCGGCGAUCAUGGCCGCGGCCACGGCGCAUGGCGAGGAGAUCGACGAGGACGACGACAUCGAGGAGCGCGCGCUGCAGCUCGCAAUCGAGGAGACGUACGAGGAGAGCGGGCAGCGGUGGCGUCCGUGGGCGAACAACGCGCGCUCGCUGCGCAUCGGCGAGAUCAUCCUCAUCGUCGACUCGGACACAAUCGUGCCCGAGGAUUGCCUACGCGAUGCGGCGCGCGAGCUCGCCGAGUGCCCCGAGGUCGCGAUCAUCCAGCACGAGUCGGACGUCAUGCAGGUCGCGCACCACUACUUUGAGAACGGCAUCGCGCACUUCACGCGCCGCAUCAACCGGUGCAUCUCGCUCGGCUGCUCGAACGGCGAGAUCGCGCCGUUCGUCGGCCACAACGCGUUCCUUCGCUGGGCGGCCCUCCAGGACGCCGCCUUCGUCGACCCGGCCGACGGCGUGACGAAGAUCUGGUCCGAGGCGAACGUGAGCGAGGACUUCGACAUGGCGCUCCGACUCAUGCUCAAGGGCUACAUCAUCCGCUGGGCGGCGUACUCGGACGGCGGCUUCAAGGAGGGUGUCUCACUCACGUGUGACGACGAGCUGAACCGGUGGCAGAAGUACGCGUACGGCUGCUCGGAGCUCAUCUUCAACCCCGUCAUCGAGUGGUGGCGCAAGGGCCCGGUCAACAAGCAGCUGCACCAGUUCAUGUGGUGCAAAGCGCCGGUGCACUACAAGGUCGCGAUGACGAGCUAUAUGUUCUCCUACUACGGUAUUGCGGCCGGCGCGGCGCUCUCGGUCAUGAACUACCUCCUCCUCGGCUGGUCGCUCGACGUCGACGGCUUCUACCUGCACUCGUUUGAGAUUUGGCUCGCGUGCAUGGUUGUCUUCCCCGCCCUCGGCAACGUCGGCUUCACGAUCCUCGAGUACCGUCUCGGCCACCGGAAUCUGCUGGAUGCGCUGAUCGAGAACCUGACCUGGGUGCCGUUCUUCUUCUUCUUCUUCGGCGGACUCGCGAUCCAUCUGUCGCAGGCGCUGCUCGCGCACAUGUUCUCGUACAACAUCACCUGGGGCGCGACGAAGAAGGAGGUCGAGCGGAGCAACUUCUGGCUCGAGGUGCCCAAGAUCGUGCGCCGCUUCUGGCUCGCGCUCGUCAUCAGCCUCGUCAUCUGCGCCGGGAUGGUCGUCCUCGCGACGCCCGCCGUGCCUUCGGGCUGGCAGAUCCUCGGAUGGGACUGGGCCGUCAUUUUCCCGCUCGCGAUUACCCUCGGGUGCCACAUUCUCUACCCGAUCGUGCUCAACCCGUGGCUCAUGAUCUUCUCAUAUUGAGCACGCCUUUUCAUACUUAUGGAUCUUGGGACAAUGGAUUCUGUUUGGACACUCAUGUCUCCCCGCGCAUAGACUCUCUCCAUAGAUACUACUCUACCCCUUACUUGCCUGCACUGCGCCCCGCGCACACACCCGCUCCGCUCUCGCUGUACAUCUCCCGCUGGGUACCCGCUUUACUCCACUGUUUUUCUGGGUUUUAUGCUCUUUGCGUAGCUUGUCGUUGUGUUGUAUAUACACGAAAGCUGCGAUGAAUGGGACAAUCUUGGCAAGUGCUUUUCAGCGGGAUGCGCUCCGGAAAGCUCCGAAUAUUGCUACUCGAGCGCUGCAAAGCUGCGGGUAUCUUGCUGACCUCCUACCCGAAAAUUGUCUUGCUCGACUAGCAUGCGUUAACAGUCGGCCGAUACGAACGUAUGGGACCCCU
Molecule: messenger RNA, 3678 nt
Organism: Phanerochaete carnosa HHB-10118-sp
Lineage: Eukaryota; Fungi; Basidiomycota; Agaricomycetes; Polyporales; Phanerochaetaceae
Exons: 9
Coding region: 621-3257 (878 amino acids)
Source: RefSeq, a predicted model, not a curated record